GCGCAGAUUUCAUGGAAGCCCGCUUGAUCAGCUGCUGGCAGUUGGUGUUCUCAAUCACGUCCGCGUGGAGGCUUCAUCUAUACUACAGGCGCACUUCGGCGAAUAAUAUACGCACUUUCCGCAUCGCUCAGCGACCGACCAUGGCUGAAACAACAGCUACUCCGACAUCCAAGCCUAAGAAGACGAAAGGCUCCAAGAAAGCGACGUCGCAUCCCAAAUACUCCGAGAUGAUCAAAGCGGCCAUCGCAGCCGACCGGAGCCGCGGCGGCGGCGCGUCGCGUCAGUCCAUCCAGAAGUACGUGAAGAACCACUACAAGGUGGGAGACAACGCCGACUCCCAGAUCAAACUCGCCCUGAAACGCCUGGUGGCCAGCGGGCUUCUGCGACACACCAAGGGCAUCGGAGCCUCGGGCUCCUUCAAACUGGCCAAAGCCGAGGACGCCAAGAAGCCAGAGAAACCCAAACCAGCUCCCGUGAAAGUCAAGAAGCCUGCCAAAGCCGCUGCGAAGCCCAAGAAAGCCCCCAAGCCCAAAAAAGUGGCAAAAUCCCCCGCGAAACCUAAGAAAGCCGCCGAGAAGAAAGUGAAGAAGGCAGCGGAGAAGAAGAAAUCGCCUGUCAAAGCCAAGAAAGUUGUGAAGAAGACGAAGGUGGCCAAACCUGCCAAGGCGAGCAAAGCCAAGAAGGCGAAAGCGGCGAAACCCAAACCCAAAACAGCGGCCAGGAGAACGGCCAAGAAGAAGUGAACCCAAAUCGAUCGGAACUCAGUGUAAAUACACUUUUUGAAGCAAAUGUUUUUGGUAUAUUGUUAUUUUUGUAAGGUCUUCUGUGCGCGGACUUCAGCCCCACAUUUUUACAAGCGUGUUUGUUUCUCCAGAAACUUUUUUUUUGGUGCGCAUUUGCAAUUCUAUGAAGAAGAUCCCAGACACCGAAACGGCUGAACUGUUAUUUAUUUUUUUUAAAAAUUCUUUCUGGACGUUUUCUUCUUCUUGUUCUUCUUUAAGCUGAACUGUAUUGCACAAUAUUAUUAUCAUUCAGACAUUCUAAUUAAUUUGCCAAUUAGAUAUGUCGCUAGAAGAUGUAUUCCUCCUGUACGUCAUUCUAGGAACGUGAUGUCAUUGUAUGAAGAACGGUGCCCUGUACAGAAUCACCUUGUGACGUGGAUCGUUGUUGUCUAGUUCCAUUGCUGUCCAUAUAAUACUGUCAUUGUUCAUCAAUAAACUUUUCUAACUGCAAA
This is a messenger RNA of Cyprinus carpio (common carp), 1234 nucleotides long. RefSeq names its product histone H1.0-B-like. Gene Ontology annotation, biological process: nucleosome assembly; negative regulation of DNA recombination; chromosome condensation. Gene Ontology annotation, cellular component: nucleosome; nucleus. Gene Ontology annotation, molecular function: double-stranded DNA binding; structural constituent of chromatin; nucleosomal DNA binding. The record is from RefSeq and is a predicted model, not a curated record. Lineage: Eukaryota; Metazoa; Chordata; Actinopteri; Cypriniformes; Cyprinidae.